Rubroshorea leprosula is the source of this 786-nucleotide messenger RNA. Lineage: Eukaryota; Viridiplantae; Streptophyta; Magnoliopsida; Malvales; Dipterocarpaceae. The record is from the annotation of a GenBank genome assembly.
AGAAGCAGGGAAGUAGGCGAGCGUGUUAUUUAGGUUUAAAGCCAACUGUCGUCCCUCUACUUUAAUAUUUUAUUCGUUCUUGUCCCUCUACUAAGGUCAUGUUCGUUGUCGUCCCUCUACUCUCCAAAGAGCCAAAAUGUCGUCCCUCUACUUGGCUUUUUUUGUUUGUUGUCGUCCCUCCCCUAACACCGUCCAUGUUGCUGUCACUGCUGACCGAUUAAGGGCCAUAAAACAAACAAGGUUGGAUCAAAUGGAGGCUGCUGAUUGGGGAUCCUUACUGCAAGAAAUCAGUGAAGGAAAUGGUGGAGAUGCUUGAAAUUGAGGGGUGAUGACCUGUUUUGUUCAUGCUGUGGAUUGCUACUUUAAUUUUGAGGAUGCUGAUUUUUUGGACUUUAUGGUGUUAAUGCUUGCUAUAUAUAUAUAUAUAUAUAUAUUGUAUAUUAUGAAUGCUGGUUUAUGGUAGGCACUAUUAGGGCAUGUAAGUGCUUGUAAUGCACUGUAAAUACAGGUUUAGAUAUGGAUACAAUGAAGAUAGAAAUGCUUUUAAUGUGUAAUAGGUGUUAGCUCCGGUAGUUAUGCCUUGUACCAGCAGUUGGAAAUGCUUUUAAUGUGUAAUAGGUGUUAGCUCCGGUAGUUAUGCCUUGUACCAGCAGUAAAAAUUGUCUGAGCAAUCUUUUUUUUUUUUGUUAAGUAUUGCUCUGUAUAAGCAUUCACUGAAAUGAAAUGAGUAACCUUGUUUUUUUGUUAUGUUAUGCCUUGUACCAGCUAUAAAUAUUGUCAUGAGCA